AUUGAAUAUCUUAAUGGUACAAGCGGAUGGUGACCCCUCGGCGGGCAGGGCUGGUGGUGUUCAUAUGCUGGACAGUUUCAUUCAUUGUGGGUUUUAUACCCAUGUUAGGCUGGAACAACCUGUGGCAUUUCCAACAGAACGGCUCCAUCAGCUCAGACCUCAUCAUUACCUGUCAGUUUGAAAACGUCAUCAGCAUGGAGUACAUGGUCUAUUUCAACUUUUUUGGAUGGGUACUGCCGCCGUUAGUACUCAUGUUGGUGAUCUAUGUGGAGAUCUUCUACAUGAUCCACAAGCAGCUAAACAAGAAGAUUUCCUCCAGCCACAAUGAACCGAACAAGUAUUAUGACAAGGAGCUUAACCUCGCUAAAUCGCUGGCCCUGGUCCUCUUGCUCUUUGCCAUCAGCUGGCUUCCCCUUCACAUCAUUAACUGCAUCACACUUUUCUGCCCUGAGUGCCAGAAACCCAUGUUCAUCCUCUAUAUUGCCAUCCUACUCACCCAUGGCAACUCUGCUGUCAAUCCCAUAGUGUACGCCUUCCGCAUUAAGAAGUUCCGCACAGCCUUUCAUAAAAUCUGGCAGCAGUACUUCUGCUGCAAGGAUGUGCCAGCUCUGGAGAUUCAACCCAGUGACAGGAAAGAGAUGCCCAACCCAGAUUUACUGGAGGCAGCACCACUGCAGCACCCUGAGAAGGAAAUCUCUAAACUGGAUCAGGAACAGCAGCUGUAAACUGUAGUUCGAUCACAGCAGGAUCAAGUCCCUGAACUGACCAAACACCCUACAGAACCUCUACCCUUACAGGAGCAGAGCACAGAAUAAGCUGAGGGACAUUCGUGGACUUUAGCUCACUUCAAACCUGUUACAAUGAGCAACA
Messenger RNA from Thalassophryne amazonica, 870 nucleotides. RefSeq names its product adenosine receptor A1-like. Gene Ontology annotation, cellular component: synapse; dendrite; membrane. NCBI's taxonomy places the organism in Eukaryota, Metazoa, Chordata, Actinopteri, Batrachoidiformes, Batrachoididae. Gene Ontology annotation, biological process: G protein-coupled adenosine receptor signaling pathway. The record is from RefSeq and is a predicted model, not a curated record. The transcript has 3 exons. Gene Ontology annotation, molecular function: G protein-coupled adenosine receptor activity. The coding region runs from base 27 to 725 and encodes 232 amino acids.